GGCGGAAGUGUCCACCCACGGCAGCCUAGUUGCCGCCUUGGUAACCGCGUUCUCCGCCCCUCGCCGCGUCAUCGCUCCGAGCCCGCUCUCAGCUGCCAGCGCGGGCGCCACCCGAGACCGCGGGUCCCGGUUGCCGCCCCCUCAGGAGCCACCAUGUUGGUGAUACCCCCCGGACUGAGCGAGGAGGAGGAGGCUCUGCAGAAGAAAUUCAGCAAACUCAAGAAGAAGAAAAAGGCACUGCUGGCCCUGAAGAAGCAAAGCAGCAGCAGCACGUCCAGCCAGGGCGGCGUCAAACGCUCGCUGUCAGAGCAGCCUGUGGUAGACACGGCCACAGCCACAGAGCAGGCAAAACAGCUGGUGAAGUCAGGAGCCAUCAGUGCCAUCAAGGCCGAGACCAAGAACUCAGGCUUCAAACGUUCCCGAACCCUAGAGGGGAAGUUAAAGGACCCCGAGAAGGGGCCGGCACCCACCUUCCAGCCGUUCCAGCGGAGCGUGUCAGCCGACGACAACCUGCAGGAGGUAUCAUCCAGACGUCCCCAGAGGAAAUCUUUAUACGAGAGCUUUGUGUCUUCUAGUGAUCGGCUCCGGGAACUGGGGCCAGACGGAGAAGAGGCAGAGGGACCUGGGGCGGGCGAGGGUCCUCCUCGCAGCUUCGACUGGGGCUACGACGAACGCAGUGGUGCCCGUGCCUCGGCCUCCCCUCCCCGAAGCCGCAGCCGCGACCGCAGCCACGAGCGGAACCGGGACAAAGAUCGGGACCGCGACCGGGAGCGGGAGCGGGACAGAGACCGAGAGCGCGACAGAGAGAGAGAUCGGGACCGGGACAGAGACCGGGACAGAGAUCGAGACAGGGACCGGGACCGGGACCGAGACAGGGACCGGGACCGAGAGGGGCCCUUCCGCAGGUCGGACUCAUUCCCAGAGCGCCGAGCGCCACGCAAGGGGAACACGCUCUAUGUCUACGGGGAGGACAUGACGCCCACGUUGCUCCGUGGCGCCUUUGCGCCCUUCGGGAACAUCAUCGACCUCUCCAUGGACCCCCCAAGGAACUGUGCCUUCGUCACCUAUGAGAAGAUGGAGUCGGCAGAUCAGGCGGUGGCCGAGCUCAACGGGACCCAGGUGGAGUCCGUGCAGCUCAAAGUCAACAUAGCCCGCAAACAGCCCAUGCUGGACGCUGCCACCGGCAAGUCCGUCUGGGGCUCCCUCGCUGUCCAGAACAGCCCUAAGGGCUGCCACCGGGACAAGAGGACCCAGAUUGUCUACAGCGACGAUGUCUACAAGGAGAACCUUGUGGAUGGCUUUUAGGGCGUGAAGCUGGAGCCCCCAGUGCCCGUCUCAGUCUCAGUAAAACACCGAGGUGGAA
Molecule: messenger RNA, 1363 nt
Organism: Cavia porcellus (domestic guinea pig)
Lineage: Eukaryota; Metazoa; Chordata; Mammalia; Rodentia; Caviidae
Gene: Nelfe
Product: negative elongation factor complex member E
Exons: 11
Coding region: 154-1305 (383 amino acids)
Biological process (GO): negative regulation of transcription elongation by RNA polymerase II
Cellular component (GO): NELF complex
Molecular function (GO): RNA binding
Source: RefSeq, a predicted model, not a curated record